This is a messenger RNA of Nothoprocta perdicaria, 326 nucleotides long. RefSeq names its product beta-keratin-related protein-like. The transcript is spliced from 2 exons. Bases 30 to 326 code for a protein of 98 amino acids. The record is from RefSeq and is a predicted model, not a curated record. NCBI's taxonomy places the organism in Eukaryota, Metazoa, Chordata, Aves, Tinamiformes, Tinamidae. Gene Ontology annotation, cellular component: intermediate filament. Gene Ontology annotation, molecular function: structural constituent of cytoskeleton.
GUCACCUGGGUUUCCCUCCUCGCUGCGCAAUGUCCUGCUACGACCUGUGCCUGCCCUCCUCCUGCGGCCCCAAGCCGCUGGCCACGAGCUGCACCGAGCCCUGCUUCAGGCGCUGCGGCGACUCCGUGACCAUCAUCCAGCCGCCCACCGUCGUGGUGACCCUGCCCGGCCCCAUCCUCAGCUCCUACCCGCAGAACACCACGGUGGGAUCCACGGCAUCGGCGGCCGUCGGGAGCUACCUGCGGUGCUGCGGGGUGCCCGUCGCCUCCGGCGGCGCCCGGGGGCUGCGGGAUGCUGGACUGCUGUGCCUGGGCGGCGGGCUGUAG